UGUUCGGAGUAAACGUUGCAAGUGCCACUAAGUGAAAAAGUAAUGCUGACGAAUCACAUGAGUUGCUAUUUGAGAUCGGUGUUUGUGUUGAUCCUGCUACCGAAUAGUUUGAAUGCCGCAGAUGCUAUUUGUGAGCGAAUCGAUUUCAAUGAUUUUAGUUCCUACAAAGUUCGACAAUGCUCCGAAAAUGGGAAAAGUAUUCUACGCCUUGCUGCCUACGCAGGUUCUUCCCAUUUUAGACCCUACCGAGAUAAUGUAAUUUACUACUUGACGAACGAUGUCGCAAAUAUCAGUUGCUGCGAAUCUACUGAAAGUUUUUUCAUGAAUUCUUACACCGAAAUAAGAAUGAUCUAUCAGUUCACUUUCAAAACGGAGUGCACCCUGACGAUUAGGGUAUUGGAUUUAGAUCAACUCGAUCGGCAAGGUUUGCCGACAGUGGCUCAGAUCUGGACAACGCGUCAAGCAACACGAACGUGGAGUCUAUUUUCCGGAAAGUUAGAAAAAGAAAUUCAAAAAGCAAGACUGCAAGUGGAAGUUGAUAUGACUGAAGAUGGAGAUUUGGCUAUUGAGUAUAUUACGGUUUUUAAUCCGUUAGUAUUAGAGAAGUUUUGCGUGGAACUGGACGAAUUUUAUGUGCCACCAGCUACUACCACUGUUCCUGCGUCUACGACCACAACUUCUACAACUACACCAACAACAACUACUACUACAACGUCUACAACCACACCAACAACUACAACGUCUACAACUACACCAACAACAACAACUACAACGUUUACAGCUACACCAACAACUACAACAUCUACAACGUCUACAACUACACCAACAACAACAACUACAACGUCUACAACUACACCAACAACAACUACUACUACGACUACAACUACGCCAACAACAACAACAGCCACAACGUCUACAAUUACACCAACAACAACGUCUACAACCACACCAACAACUACAACAUCUACAACGUCUACAACCACACCAACAACAACUACCACUACGACUACAUCUACACCAACAACAACUACAUCUAUUACAAGACGAACUAGAACAACAAGAACAACUACCCCAUCUACCACUACUGAAGUCAUUCUCAGUGAAAUUUCUGAAACCACUACAACUACAAUAACUCCAUCUACAACAAUCACUACAUCUGAAAGAACGCCGGAUCCAACGACAACAACAGCAUUACUAGUUCCAACAACAAGCGCUACAAUUCCGUCUACUACUGGCACAACGCCUACGUCAGAUCCUGAAACUACGACAGCAACAAGCACAUCAACAAUAUCAACCAGUAACAGCACAUCUGCAACAACAUCAGUCUCAAUAACCAUAUCUCGUUCUACCACCACGGUUCCAACAACAUCAAUAGAAGAAAUAACAAGCACAGAGUUGCCAUCAACAUCUACAGCGGAAUUAGCCACAUUUCCCAACACUAUUGUUCUAACAACCAGCUCUUCAACUGAAACUUCCUCGAUUGAAACUUCUGCUGCAACUGCCAUUACGUCUUCGACACAAAACUCAACAUCUCCUGCUGUUGAAAAUUUUUCCUCUACGUCUCCAGUUACAACUCCCAUGGAAGUGUCUACAACAAAUACAAUGGUUGCAAUUACCACCCCUCUUAUAUCUACAACUAGCGAAGAUUCCGAACCAGAAGAGUUUACCACGACCAGGCAAACGACGCGGCGAACUAGAACUACAACCAGAAGACCUACUUCGCCAACACCGAACGUCACAUCAGAAGAAAUUUCUACAACGGAUGCCUUUCCUCCCACCACAGUUUCGAAUGCCACUGCGACCGAGUCAUCAACAGAAAAGACUUCUAUUUCGUCCGUUUCGGCAUCCACUACCAGGAGAACAAGUUCAACUCAAACAACCACGGUCACAGCUACACAAUCCACUGCGGGUUUACCAUCUACUAAUUCGACAUACUAUACAAUAACCCACUCAACUCAGAAACCAUCAACGGAGCAAAACCUUGAUAUGCCAAACACAACAACGCUUAAUUCUGUCUUCACUACUUCUGCAGAUACACCCACUCCUACAACGCUUAUCACCAUUCAGCCUAAUCCAAUUCCGCCUUUCUCAUUUCUCAAUUUCCAAUCCCAGCAAAAACCCUACGAUGAAUCAAGAGCCACAUGGCUAUCUAUAACAGGAGUCUUCCUGCUCCUCCUCGUGCUCAGCUCGGCUUACGGAGUAUAUCUGUAUGUGAGCUGCAAACAAAUAUCCCAAGUGGUCGAAAGGGAACUUGAGCUUGGCGAAGAGCACCCGAGCCAGUUAUCCAGGGUAUCCAUCAACCAUUACGUUAACCCCUUGGCUCAAGAAAUCUAUCAACGCCAACAACAACGCCGGGAACAAUUCAGGCAAUCUCGAUCACGUCCUCGGCGAUCACAACAUCAUGAAAGCCCCACUUCGUCUACGAGCGAAUACAGCAGCUAUCAGGAGCACACUCGCAAAAUCACCAAGCAGCCCAUAAUCCCACCAAGAACAAACGAUCGACCUUUCUCGUUGGCUGAAGAGAUCCGAAAAACCAAACUUAAAAAUAAACUUAACAAAUUUUGA
Messenger RNA from Armigeres subalbatus, 2565 nucleotides. RefSeq names its product mucin-2-like. The transcript has a single exon. NCBI's taxonomy places the organism in Eukaryota, Metazoa, Arthropoda, Insecta, Diptera, Culicidae. The record is from RefSeq and is a predicted model, not a curated record. The coding region runs from base 43 to 2565 and encodes 840 amino acids.